UGCGGUUAGACCGUCUCUACGUCGCACAGCAGCAGCAUGACACUAGAGCCUUCAGGAGGCGGAGCUGAACCACCUCGAUCCUGCUCACCACUCCAUCUUCGCCAUGGCUAUCUGUCGCUUCUUCCAGGCCGGGCGCUGCUUAAAUGGGGAGAGUUGUAGCUUCCAACAUUUUCCUAACACCCAGAAUCAGGCUACGAUUACAGCUUCACCUUUGGCUCUUAACGCAGCUGCGAAUUCGUUCAGGCCUUCUCAGGACGGUAAUGUGAACACCAGAUCGAAGCCUCCAUGUACCUUCUUCUUACAGGGAGCCUGCAAGAGAGGUGCCUUCUGCAAUUUUGAACACGCAGGGUUGCCUACAGUUGUAACACCCAAAACAGUCUCCAAGGAUGCUAGAUCCAAUAUCGUUUGCAUCUUCUUCCAAAAAAAUGCUUGCAACAAAGGGGAGGAAUGCUCGUUUAGCCACGAGAUUAAGUCAAAGGAAGUUCACGGAUACACUCCCUCCAAAGUUCCAACUAGCGAAGGUCUUGCUCCCUCUGUUUGGGCAAGCUCCCACCCUUUCACUAGCCGAAAGGAUGACAAAAGGACCAUUGGCGGGGCGACCGUGACUUUCGAAGACGGCGUCUCCGUUGCACAGCUCUCGAUGCCUACCGACUUCUCAGCCGUGUCCAUGUCCGACAUACCUCUCGAUACAUCUAUUCAGGAUAUCCUUGCUCUAAUGAACAAACAUGGCUUUCCAAGUCUAUCCCCAGAUUGUAUCCAUCUGAAGCGUAUUCCAACAAAUUCAUUACAGACUGCUCAGAUUAGAGUCGCAGACCCGGAUUUUGCCAGUAAUCUCCUCCAGCACUCUGGACCAGUGGUAUUUAUAGAUAAUGCCCCGGUGUUUCUCUCUAAGAUGCAAUUAGGAGGGCAGUCCGAAUCCGGCUCGAACAGACUCCAACUGACUGGUGUGAUAUGUACUUGGCAUAAUCCUUCUCUGGUCGCAUACCUCCAAUACGAGGGAGACAGGCAGGCCACGUUGGCAUUAAACAAUUUCGGGAAGAAUAGUUCAAAACAGCUCGAUGGACGGAAACUGGAGAUCACCUACCAUCCAGGCAGUUCUCUCCAUGUUAGAAAUCUGAACCCCAGCACAACGAAAACAAACCUUAGGAAAUUUCUUCGCUUUCCCUACCCCCAGGACAUUUCCUUGGGCUCUCGAUCUCACAAUCUCACUGCGAAGCAAUUAGAGGAUACAGUCAAGACGUCCCUUGAAUCUCAUGGUACCCUUAUCGAAUGGGUCGUGAACGCACAAGCCGGUGCAGGUCGCGUGAAAGCCAUCGCAAAGUUUACGGAGGCUGAAGCGGCCCGUAAUGCGGUCAAGAAGCUGAACGACACUCUGAUUGAUCCAACCUCGAAUGAUAAGUUGCGAGUUACACAUCUGAUUUCGAUCAAGCUAUCCGUAUCGUACCGUACCCUCACCGCCGUCAGACCUCAACUCGAUGCUCUUGGCGAACAAUCAUGGAAGUCGGACUACGUCACUAUUAAGACGUAUGAGCCCCUCGGCAAGCAAUACACCCAGGUUCGCAUCUUUGGCCAGAGCAAGGAGGCCGUAGCUCGUGUCAAAUCAGUCGUAGAGAAACUUCUUGCAGGACAUGUCGCGGUGGACAAUGGUAAACCGAUCGCGGAUUCUUUCUUCUUUAAACACUCUUCUGCUGCAUUUAUCGAGGAUUUAAUGAGUACACAUGGUGUCUUCAUCAGCCAGGAUCCCCGCAAAAUCGUCCUCCGUCUCUAUGGAGCCCCUCUAAAUGUUGAACUCGCCCAAAACGCUUUGGCAGAGAAAGCUACGGAGUUAAAGGAACAGUCUCAUAUCAUUAUACUUGAUCCAAAGACGUUGAAUUUUGCCCUCAAAGGCGGAUUUCGGCACAUUGUAGCAGUUCUGGGUAAGGAAAAGGUUAAGAUGGACAUCGUUAGCAACCCAAAGCAGAUCAUAGUCCAAGGAUCCGAAAAGCAUCUCGCACAGGUACAAGAUAUUCUUCAAUCCCAGGCAUCCCUACCUCUUGAGGCAAGAGUCGCCACCCUAUCUUUCGUCGAGGGUGAAGACGAAGAAGUCUGUCCUGUCUGCUGGACUCCACCGGACGAACCCUUCAAAACACACUGCGGCCACAUCUAUUGCAGCUCAUGCCUCGCAUCGCAAUGCAGUUCCACGGAUGCUUUCCCACUCCAUUGUCUUGGCGCAUCUGCAACGUGCAAGACGCCCUUAAGUCUCCCAGAACUGAAGGAGGUUUUGCCAGCAUGCGACUACGAAACCCUCCUCCAAACUGCAUUGACCCUUUACAUCCGGAGCCGACCAACCGAAUUCCAGUACUGUCCCACUCCCGACUGCGACCGCUUCUACAGAGCUUCGCCCACCACGGAUCCGCGCGUCUUCGACUGCGACGGCUGUCUCAACUCGAUAUGCACAGGCUGUCAUCAAGACACCCACGAUGGCCUCACAUGCGAUGUUUAUAAAGCGUUAGCUAAAGCUGCUCAUGACGGCGAAGAAGAAUUAGAGAAGUGGAAGAAAGAAAAUGAUGUCCGAAAUUGCCCUAAGUGCAGUGUCGCAAUUGAGAAAGCGUCUGGUUGCAAUCAUAUGGAAUGUAUGGCGUGUGGUACUCACAUUUGCUGGUUUUGUAUGAAGACUUUUCGUCGUGGUUCUGAAACCUACGACCAUAUGAGCAAAAAUCAUGAGAGCUGGAAUAUUUUGAGAAUGUAAGUCUUAAACAGGAUGUUAGGAGCUGUCUUGUGGAAUGGUUAUUCUGGGAAAUAAUCUACUUGCUUAACAACAUGUAUGACUUCAUUUCUU
This is a messenger RNA of Lindgomyces ingoldianus, 2818 nucleotides long. RefSeq lists its product as uncharacterized. The record is from RefSeq and is a predicted model, not a curated record. The coding region runs from base 104 to 2728 and encodes 874 amino acids. Gene Ontology annotation, molecular function: ubiquitin binding; ubiquitin-protein transferase activity; nucleic acid binding. Gene Ontology annotation, cellular component: ubiquitin ligase complex. Gene Ontology annotation, biological process: proteasome-mediated ubiquitin-dependent protein catabolic process; protein linear polyubiquitination. Lineage: Eukaryota; Fungi; Ascomycota; Dothideomycetes; Pleosporales; Lindgomycetaceae. The transcript has a single exon.